Messenger RNA from Aspergillus puulaauensis, 972 nucleotides. RefSeq names its product TMEM53 family protein. The transcript has a single exon. The record is from RefSeq and is a predicted model, not a curated record. The coding region runs from base 1 to 972 and encodes 323 amino acids. Lineage: Eukaryota; Fungi; Ascomycota; Eurotiomycetes; Eurotiales; Aspergillaceae.
AUGACAAAGAGACAAAGAUAUCUCAAUUUAAAGACCCCAGAAGUCCAACCUGACAACAAAUAUUCACAAAAAACAACGACAGAGAGAGGAAUGGCAACAACACCAUACUUCCCCGGCUUCACCGCCAUCUCAGACCAGAUCUUCGUCCGCGAAGGCCUACAAGCAGAAACAACGCGCCCAAACCAGCCAGAAGUGCUCAUAAUCUUCGCCUGGGGCGACGCACAGCCCAGGAACGUCACAAAGUACGCCGACGGGUUCCGCGCCCUCUACCCGCAAUCGAAACAGAUUGCUGUCCUGUCUCCAAUCUACAAGGCGCUAUGGCGGAGUAUGCCGCAGCGCGCCGAGGCCAUGAAGCCCAUUCUGGACGCGGUGUUUCCUUCGAAGAACCCGGCUGAACAUACCGGCUCGGUGCUUGUUCAUGUUAUGUCUAAUACUGGCGGUAUUGCGUAUGCUGCGACGUUGCAUGCGUAUAGGAAUACAUAUGGCCGGCCAUUCCCGCAUCGGCUGGUCACGCUGGAUUCCACGCCCGGAAGCACGGAUCUGACGCUCGCGAAUAUGCGCCGCUUGUCGCUGGCCAUGGCGCUGGGGACGGCGUCGUGGUUCCCGUGGCCGUUUGCGCUGACGCAGGGACUGUGGGGGGUUUUCCUGUGUGUGAUGAAUGUUAUUGAGAGGAUCCUGGGACGGAAGAGUGCGGGGGUUGAGAGUGUCAAGGCGAUUGGGAACGCUGAGCUGUCUACAAAGGAGGCAAGGAGGCUGUAUCUGUAUGGGAAGGGGGACCGGAUUAUCCUGUGGACGGAUAUCGAGCGCCAUGUGGCGGAGGCCAGGGGGGAGGGGUGGAAAUCUGAUUGUCGCCUCUUUGAAGGGAGUGGGCAUGUUGAGCAUAUGCGCAAGAGUCCAGUUGAGUAUUGGAAGGCCAUCCAGGAGUCGUGGGAGGAGGCAGUUCGGAAGAGUGAGGCGGAAUAUCAGCCCUAA